AUGCAAUUACGAAAAGUCAGGUCUCAUGAAAAUUCGUACACUAAUUUGGAUUAGCAAAGAAAGAUAGACUCUGCUCAAUUUAAAACAUAGCCUUGUACUCAAUAACAUCCAAGUGCGCAUAAAAAGUUUUGCCCAUAUUACCAUGAUGAGUCGGAUCGCAGACGUGACCCUCAUUAAUUCAAAUAUAAGUGA
Messenger RNA from Paramecium tetraurelia, 192 nucleotides. RefSeq lists its product as uncharacterized. The record is from RefSeq and is a predicted model, not a curated record. NCBI's taxonomy places the organism in Eukaryota, Ciliophora, Oligohymenophorea, Peniculida, Parameciidae. The transcript has a single exon.